Podarcis lilfordi (Lilford's wall lizard) is the source of this 42243-nucleotide messenger RNA. Lineage: Eukaryota; Metazoa; Chordata; Lepidosauria; Squamata; Lacertidae. The record is from the annotation of a GenBank genome assembly.
AUGCUGGAUCUCAGCUUUCUCACAGAAGAGGAGUAUGGGAAGCUGAUGAAGGUGCUGCAGAGGGAUGCCGAGUUGAAGAAAAGGGAUGGAGAUCGUAUCAGGUAAGAAGUCAGGGCUGUAGCAAAGUAUUUACAAUUUCUGAGAGGUUAAGUUUCCUGGUAGUGAUGAUGGUGAUGAUGAUGUUGAUGCAAGGGUCACCAGCAUGGUGCACACAGACACAGUGGCACCCUUAAUAUUUGCCCCUGGCAUCCAAGAAGCCUCUGACUCCUCCCACUCACUUCCCCCUUGCUCAUGAGUUGGUAAGGGUGGUUGCCUCCCCUGCGCCUUGAAAAGUACUGCUCAAGUGAUGCUCUUUCUCAAUUUCCUCUUUUAUUUCCAUGUGCUUUAUUGAGCUCAUAUUCCACUGGAUUUGGCUUUAACCCAGAUCCCCUGGAAAGAUAAAGUGUGUGUGUGUGUGUGUGUGUGUGUGUGUGUACAUGCUUUCUUCUGUCUUGGUGGGGAUCUGAUCUGGGAGAAGUGGGAGAGAAGUGACCAAAGCAGGUGGCACCUACAGUACCUGCUCAAAAAUCUGAAUGUGCCCCAAAACCUGAAGUUCAGUUGUUCUCCCUGUGACAGCAGGUUUGCUUUUUGAAAUGUGAAUGAAUCAGCAUACGGCGCUGCGAGAAAAAGGACAAAUUCCCAUAUUCAUGCUUGAGAAGCUGUCCAUUUUUCUAAAAGAAACCCCCCAAACUACUACUUUUAUGCUUCCAUCCUUUCCAAAGAGCUUGGGGCAGUGUAUGUGUCUCCUACUUUUAUUAUCACAAUGAUCCUAUGAGGUAGGCAUAGCUAGCUGCUUGGGGGCCUACAGGGCAGGGCAAGCUGGGGCAGAGCACACAGUGCAGAACCUCCCCAGAGUCUGCAAGCCCCACGUUGCCGUUUCAGGCAGCGCGGAGCCUGCAGGUGCCCAAGCCGCCGCGUCACUCCCCAGGAGAGAUGUGUGGCUCGGGCGCGUUGCAGGCCAGGCCCCGUGGUCACCAUACUCAGUGAUGACACUCGGGGUGGCCCGCACCCCCCUUCCUACGCCACCAGGUAGGGGGAGGCUUAGAGAGAGGGGGCUAGGAUUACUCAGCUUGAGUAGGAAUUUUAAUUCAGGACAUCCCAGCCCUAGACCCCUUAUUGUUGUUAGUACCUGUCUGUCUCAAAAGACAAUGGAGUGUGUCUCCGGAGGUGAAGUCAAACCACUGUGUUAGCAGCAUUGCAGUGACCUCCCCAGGGCACAAGCCCAGGCAGGGUAUUUGGAGGUUCUGGGCUGCCGAGACAACAAGACCCCCAUCCUGGUCUUGCUGAUAUGGUCCAAAGGAAAGCAGAGCAAUGUGUUCGGCACCAGCUUGGUGUACAUGGUAGUGUCCAACCGGCUUAGGGACUCUACUCUGGAUUUGUGUAGGGUUUACUCCUUAACCUUUUCUUCUCCCAAAGAUAUCCUGCAAAGCGUUGGAGGGUCAGAGUUUUCCUUCUCCUAGAUGAGCUACCUCCCAGGUUGACGAGCCCCACCUGUCCCUCAACCCAUUAUGCCCCACUACAUAAUAGUUUGACCAAAGGCUUUCUUAAGCUGGAACUCAGUUCUGGCACCUCUCAGUGCAAUUGCCAUUAUAAGAGAACAAGGGAAGUUUUCAUGGUGAGUUCCAGCACCUCUUUUCCUAGAAAAAUAGCACUGGUAUGACCUAGCCCAAACCAGCUUUCAAUUACCUGUGUGGUGAUGAUCUCUGCCCUUAUGGCUGCAGGCUUCAUGAAUUCUUGCAAAUCAGGGAUGGAGCAACUGUGCUCCUCCAGAUGUUUGUUGAACCAACUGCCAUCAGCAUAGUCGGGGGUGAUGGGAGUUGUAGUCCAGCAACAUCUAGAGAGGCCUGGCAGGGGCUGAUGGGAAUUGUAGUCCAAAGUUCCUGCAGGGGACCAAGUUGUCAAAGGCUGCUCAGGGGACGGGGGGGGGGGAGGUUUACUGUCGCUUCUACGAACGGCGCCUUCCCAACCUAUUCGUUUACUUUCAAAAACUGAAUGUUUCUUGUUGGCGGGAAAAUCUUUAUUGGACCUUCUUCCAAUAAAGUCUAAUAUUUGCACACCGGUAUAAAAAAGUGAAACACAAAAUAGUCGAGCAGAGGAAACACAAUAAAAAGUCAAUAAAGCAAUAAAAUCAGAAGAGAAAGUGGGAAGAGAGACAAUGAAAACCAACUGACAAUGUUGCACAUCCCGAAUAAAUCAAAAUGUUUUUAUUUGGCGCCAAAAAACCCCAACAAAUUUGGCCCUAGGAGACUCGUGCAAAGGAUUUUACAGCAACUGUAGUCCUAAAUUAGCAGUGAGCUGGGAAUUUCUCCAAUUUCUUUUCAGCCAUUCUCCAAUUGGGCCACAUCCAUGCUAUACAAUCAAAACUCUAUUAUACUACUUUAACUGUAAUGAAUUCCCUCAAAGAAUCUUGGGAGCUGUAGUUUGUUAAGAGUCUGCAGGAUCAGACCAAUGGUUCAUCUUGUGUAGCAUCCUGUUCUCAAGGAGGCCAGCCAGACGCCUGUGAGAAACCCACAAGCAGAGGUACAAUUUCCAGAGUUCUCUGGGAAGAGGGAUUGAUUGUUAAGCUACUCUGGAGGAUUGUAGCUCUGAGCGAUCAGAGACAUGGUCUGGAAUAUCCCCCCCAAAGGCAAAAAUCUUCCUAUGGCUAAGCUGUUCGUAGUGACUUAGCAAACUCUGUUCUGGCUUAGGAACACAAGUUAUAAUUCACUGACAGACGUUUUCUUCAUGUUGAAUGAAUGUACAUACAAGACGGAGGGGGAGUGGCUUCACAAUGGCAAGCUUCACUCCCAACCAUCCCCAUAUAUUUUUCGUUUAUUUUAUUUAGCAAGACCUAUAUACCACUUGGGAUGCGGGUGGCACUGUGGGUUAAACCACAGAGCUCCUCCACAGGUCAAACCAAAAGUUAUGUCGUCCGAAGAUGUUCUGGCACAUGCACUUGGAAAAAUUAAUGAAUCUUUGGAAAAUUUAGCUAAGCAGGUAGCUGAGACAAAUAAACAAGUAGCUGAAGCAUCAGUUAAAAUUGACCUGAAUACAACAAGCAUAAAUAAUUUGGGACAGAAGGUGAAUACCAAUACAGAGUCUAUUGAAAAAUUAUUACAGGAAUCUGCUUCGACCCGAAAGAUAGCUGAAGAAGCAAAAGAUAUAGCAACUGCUACUCAAGAGAAGUUACCACCGGUAUACAAGCAAUUGGAAGACCACGGUUUGACACUGUCUAUGAUUGAAUUGAAAGGGAAACAAAGAAAUUUAAGAAUCAGGGCUGUACCAGAACAUGAGAAAGACAAUUUGGCUGAAUUUCUUACACAGGAAUUCACAGAUUUUUGGCAACAGGACAUGGGGAAGGAAGAAUUUAAGAUAGUGAGUGCAUUUAGACUUGGAAGAGGACAAAGGAGGAACAAGGUGAGGGACUGCUUGAUUACUCUUCGAACAAAAGAGGAGAGAGACAAAAUUUUGAAUCUGCACUAUCGAAAGACUUUGGAAAUUGACGACUCAAGUGUGGAGAUAUUUAAGGACAUUCCAAAACAUCUUUUGGACUUAAGGCUUAACUACAGAGACCUAGUUGCCCUGUUGAGAAGAAAUAGAAUUCUCUUUAGGUGGGAAUUUCCUCAAGGCCUAUCCUUUAAAUACAAAGGAAGAAAGAUAAAAAUAAGAUCAGUCAACGAUAAAGACAGGUUUUUGAAAGACCACGAAGAAGAUCUACAGAAAGAAGCGGAAUCCGGAGAAGAGCCAAAAGCACUGGUAAAAGGAAUACUAGACAUAGCAAACUUAUCUUUUGGAUUGCACGGCCCAGAGAAAGAGACACCAUCGACAGAACAAGAACAUAUGAAAAAAGGGUUAUAAAUAGGUAAAAAUCUAAUGCUAUUAUUUUUAAGAUCAAGGAUUAGGAUAAUUAAAGAGGGUAAGGAUUUGCUGAACCAACAGAUUGAAGUGGAAUACAAAAAGGGAAGUAUGAGGAGGUCCGGGAAACAAGCUAAAGGAAAAUAAGUAAUGGAAAAUCUGUGUGUUUUUAACCAUUUUUAUUUUGUAUUUUUGUUAUUUUUUUCAUUUUUAUUGUAAUAUUUAAAAAAAUCUUAAUAAAUAUCUUAUAAAAAAAUAAAUAAACCACAGAGCCUAGGACUUGCCAAUCAGAAGGUUGGCGAUUUGAAUCCCUGUGACGGGGUGAGCUCCCAUUGCUUGGUCCCUGCUCCUGCCAACCUAGCAGUUCAAAAGCUCAUCAAAGUGCAAGUAGAUAAAUAGGUAGUGCUCCGGCGGGAAGGUAAACGGUGUUUCCAUGCGCUGCUCUGGUUCGCGAGAAGCAGCUUAGUCAUGCUGGCCACAUGACCCGGAAGCUGUAUGCCGGCUCCCUCGGCCAGUAAAGUGAGAUGAAUGCCGCAACCCCAGAGUCGUCCGCGACUGGACCUAAUGGUCAAAGGGACCUAAUGGUCCCUUUACCUUUAUAUACCACUUAAUCAAAGAGUAUCUCUGAGUGGCAUACAAAAAAUGGUGUAAAAUGUUCAUUCAAAAUUAAUAAAAUCAGACUGAUAUGUUAUUAAAUUCAGGACUUUGGCUCGGCCAGUAGAAAAAUAGAAAUAAAAUGAUUUGUUACUGUUUGUUCCUGGGACAAAUUUAGGGUGUUGCUGGUAACAGAUAAAGCUUGCCAAAGCUUGUGACCGCUUUAUUUGAAGAAUUUUCUUACCAUAUAUAUUUGCCCACUCAACCACUUUCAACUGCAAAACUGGCACUUUUACAAGUGUGAUAUAAUAUUCUGUGAGAAAUACAUAUUUUAGUGUGGCAGCACAAGCUCUCUGGAACUCCCUGCUUAUUGAUAUUAAGCAGGCAGCUUCUCUGGAUUAUUUUUGACGCCAGCAAAAAAAAGGUGGGUUUUUUUAGGCAAGACUGCCUUGACACAUAGGGCUCAUCCACACUUCAUUUUGUGCCCCUUUUCUAGGCAGACAUUCAUGGCUGCCAGAUCUGUAUCCAAGUGGUUUUGUUUUGGAUUAUUUUGGUCCUGGUGCUUUCCCUGGGGGGAGGGGGGGACAACAUGUUUUGCUAUUGAAUCAGAGCAGUGGCAAUCAGAUUUCCCACAGAUUGCUGUUUGCUCCAAUUCAGCAGUAAAAUGCAGGUUUUCUCUGAGUGCCUCUGUGCACUGUGUAAAUGCAAGGCUCUGGCACUGAUUUUCCUUUUCAUUUCUGCUAAGGCGAUUGGAAGGCUCACUGAAGGAUGAAAAGAAGAAGAAAUUUGUGACUGGACAAUGGUUCCAUGAGGUGAAGGCACAGCGCUUCCAGGAGGCAUUAGAAGGCUCAGAACUACUCCGAGCAUCGAUUAAAAAGAAAAAGGGUAACUUUGACCGUAAGUACACAGUAGUAAGCCAGAGGCACGGUUCAGAUGAUCCUCUAAACCAGUGUUUCCCAAACUUCAGCUGGUUUUGGACUACAAUUCCCAUCAUCCUUAGCUAAGCAGGACCACUGGUCAGAGAUGAUGGGAAUUGUAGUCCAAAAACAGCAGGUGUCCCCCAUUUUGGGAAACCCUGCUCUAAAACAUUGUUUGGAUGGCAGAAAGACACCACAGCUCAUGUCCUUUCUCCUCCCUUCUCACACGUGUCUUACAGAAACCACCUUCAUAACUUCUAAUUCUAAUUCCUGUUGUUGGAGCACUAACCAUUGUUUGUCAUCAUAGCAAUCUGUGGUUAGAAAGCAUGCUAGGUAUGUUACCUGUAAGUCACCUUGGGUCAUUUUAAGAAAAGUGACUAAGAAUGUAAUAAUGGUGACAAUACUACUUUUAUUAUUAUUAUUACUAUUAUUAUCAACAUUAUUAUUUCUCUAUUUAUUAUUAUGGCCAAAGAACCUCAAAACAACAUACAAGAAGGUUUAAAACUCAAAGUGAUGUUUUGGGCACCUGAAGUUUGCUUCAUUUGCAGCUCUAGAAACCCAAACACUUGGAUAAUGGUUUUGGGGUUUUGCUGGCCCCAAAAGUAGGAAAGAGGAUGAUGUAUGUCGGGUUCCUUUAAACAAGAUGGAAACAGUUAUUCCCGCUUCUGCUCUCUCACCUAUACCUUCCAGCUAAAAUCCACAUGCAUUAACUUUCAUUCUCAUAUUCUGGCUGUGCUUUAGCACAUGGAAUAUUUUUUGGAGUUUAGUCAUUUGUAUUUUCCAGUGGUGUAAUGGAGGCAGACUUUUUCCAGAAUACAGGUAAUGACAUUAUCUACCUCAAUGUCAGGGUAAUUGACAGGCUCUCCUUGCUCUAGCACAAGGGUCAGCAACCUUUUGGCUGGUCCACCGUCCCUCAGACCAUGUGGUGGGCCGGACUAUAUUUUGGAAAAAAUAAAUAAAAAUGAACGAAUUCCUAUGCCCCACAAAUAACCCAGAGAUGCAUUUUAAAUAAAAGGACACGUUCUACUUAUGUAAAAACACGCUGAUUCCCAGACUGUCUGCGGGCUGGAUUGAGAAGGCGAUUGGGCCGCAUCCAACCCCCGGGCCUUAGGUUGCCUACCCCUGCUCUAGCAAGUGAAAAAGGAGAUAACAAGGCUUUCAAGUUUGUUUGCAUCAGGUUAGCAUAUGGAAAGUCAGAGUGAGGAAAGCAAUCAAGUAGUAGCUGAAUACUUCAAGUUUUCUCUUUGAUAGAGUUCCUGCUUUCGCAUGAGCAGGGUCAACGGCAACACUUUUUUUGCUAGAUGAUAUGCAUUUCUAAAUAAAAGCGAAAGGUGGCAUUUCAGAUGGCUCAACAUCUUUGGUUAAAACUCAGUGUGUUUUGCAAGUUGUGCAGUCAGAAGUAAACCCCAAUGAGUUCAGUGACUUUUAUUUCCAGGAAACUAAGCAUAAAACUGCAGUCAUGGUGAUCCUAAUGAAUAGGGUAUUCUACUUUGCCCUUAAACACUUUUGGGUGUGUGUAGGGAUCAACACAGAACACAUGAGCAACAUUCAAGGUGCUGGUGUAUGAAGCCCUAUACAGCAUGCGACCAGGAUACCUGACAGAUUAUCUCUCGCCUUGUAUUGCCAGUUCAUCACUGCAUUCUACAGGCGAGGGCCUCCUGCUGAUACCAUCUUAUCAGGAGGCCCAUUACACAAAGUGUGGAAACUGGGCCUUUAGUGUGGUAACACCUACCCUUUGGAGUUGCCUCUCCUUAAAUAUUAGUCAGGUGCCAUCUCUCUUGUCCUUUUGGAACCUAAUGAAGACCAUCCUCUUUCAACAAGCCUUUUAAGUUGAGGUCUUUCCCAUUCUGCAUCUGUAUGGGAAGUGUGCUUUUAAGAUGUUUUUAGCGUUUCUCUCUUGUUGUUUGCUGCCCUGGACCCCUUUGGGAGGAAGGGUGGGAUAUAAAAUAGGCAGAGGGCCUUCUUGGUAGUGGUGCCCCUCCCUGUGGAACACCCUUCCAUCAGAUGUCAAGGAGAUAAGUAACUAUAUAACCUUUAGAAGAUAUCUGAAGGCAGCCUUGUAUAGGGAAGUUUCAAAAUGUUUAUUUUUUAUUAUGUUUUUUAUAUGUUGGAAGCCUCCCAGAGUGGUUGGGGCAAGCCAGUCAGAUGGGCAGGGUACAAAUAAAGUUGUUGUUGUUGUUGUUGUUACUAUCACUACUACUAUUAUACUGUCGCCUACAUUUUUGGACUCCCUUUGAGAUCACGGCUCUAGGGGUCGUUAAAUUCACUUCAGAAUUUACCGCAAGUAUUGUCACCUUAUUGGAUCUAAAUAUAAUCUGUUUUGGAUACCAGUAUAAUAGAGAAGAUGGAUGAUAAUGAUGAUGAUGAUGAUAAUUUUAUUACAACAUUUAUAUCCUACCUUUCCUUCAACAAACUCAAGAUAGUUAGUAUAUGGUUCUCCCCCCUCCCCAUUUUAUCUCCACAACAACCUUGUGAGGUAGGCUAGGCUUAGAUACAGUAACUGGCCUAGGAGAGCUUCCUGGCUGAGCAGGGAUUUGAAUUCUGGAGUCCCAUUGCCCUAGUCCAGAGCUCUAACCACUGAACCAAACGGUCCCUACUUCUGAGAGCAAAACAAGUGCAAGUGAACGUUCUUCUAAAACACUGAUGGGGAGCCAUAUUGUACUCCUCAGCGGCAUUCUGGGGCCUUGCCUUUUUUCCAGGAAAAAAGAAAGAGGGGGGUUAUUGCCUUGCACUUUGCUUGGAAAUGCACUGCACUUUUUGAAAUGGAACAAAUCCGACCUGACGGAGUUUUUGUGAGGUAGAUCAUUAAAUCUGGGCUUGAAUCCAAAUCCCGCCAGCCUGAAUUUGGCACUUUGCUAUCAGGGUGCACUGGUGGGUAAUAACACUUUGGGAUGAUUCAUAUGAUCACAGAGGCAGGCCAAUUAAGCCUUGGCUGAAAUAUUACAGGACUGCUGAGCAAUGUUGCCUAGCCUCUAGACAAAUUCAUUUUCUUUCUUUCUAGUGAGGAUGGAACACAGUAGAAUCUGAAAAAGGUUAGGUGUUGAUUCCAGGAACCUAGAGCCUUGCUAAGUACUCUGGAGGGAUGUUUUCAGGGAGGAUACUACUUUUUGCCCUGUUCUCCCAUAGCAUAUUGUGCACUGUGGGAAUCUUGUCUACACAUGCAUGUACUUCUAUUUUCUAACAUCUAUCUUCCCAAUGAGGAAAUGUGUGUCAUUUACACUCCCCCUUCCCUCCAAGAAACUCGAGGAGAAGACCUGUAGGAGUAUUUCCUUUUGUAGGUUCUGACUCACAAUAAAAUAAAAGUUCCUCUGAAGCCAGGGAGUUGUAGGCCUCUGCAGGAGAAAUGCAGACAGCAGAGACACCCCUUUUACAUCGCCUUCAUAGACCUGACGAAGGCCUAUGACCUCGUCAGCCGAAAAAGACCCUUCACCCUGCUCAACAAGCUAGAGGGCCCACCUAAGCUCCACAAGAAGAUUGUGUCCUUCCAGGAGAACAUGCACAGCACCAUCCAUGAUGACGUCCAUUAAUCCUCUGAUGCCUUCCCUAUAAAGAGCAGUGUUACACAGGGCUAUGUUCUCACCCCAAUUCUCUUCGGCAUAUUCUUCUCCCCAGUGCUCUCCUAUGCUUCAGCUCAAUUGAAGAUGGUAUGUACUUUCAUUCAAGGAGCAACAGGGCAUGUUUCUGGGCCAUGACAAAAGUGUGGCGGGUCCUUAUCCUUAUUCUUUGCAGAUGUUGCAGCCUUGACAGUGCACUCCAAGGAAGCCCUGCAGAGACUCAUCAGCUGUUUUACCCAAGUCUGCAGGGAGUUCAGUUUUACCUUCUGUCUGACAAAGACCAACAUCUUGGGUCAGGAUACCACUAGCACACCAAUCAGCAUUGGUGACCACACACUUGAUGAGGUGGUAGAUGAUUUUGUCUUCUGUGGGUUUCAUCAUAACCAGCAACCCCUCCAUUGAUGAUGAGUAGGACAAGCGUAUUGGCAAGGCUGUUAUGCCUAUGGGUUGCCUCUCCAAAAGGGCAUGGGAGAAUGUGAUGUUAAUACUAAUAUGAAGGUCUACCAGGCUUGCGUGCUGAGCACCCUGCUUUAUAGAAGUGAGUCAUGGACAACUUAUAACCAUCAGAAGUGGUGCCUCAAUGCCUUUCACAUGUGCUGCAUCAGGAGGAUUUGAGGUAUCACAUGGCAGGACAGAGUUUCAAGAGAUGUGCUCUCCAAAGCCCACAGUCCCAUUAUGUUCACACUCCUGUCAACCAUGUCUACUCUGGCUUGGUCUUGUCGACAAAAUAGAAGAUGACAGGAUCCCCAAAGACCUGCUGUACAGGGAACUGGCUGCUGGCACCAGGCCAACCUGGAAGACCAACUCUGCGUUACAAAGAUGUCUGCAAGUAUGGCAUGAAGGCUGGCAACAUUAACCCCGCCGUAUGGGAAUCCCUUGCAGACAACCACAGUGCCUGGAGACAGACAGACAGGUUGUGCAUCCAUAGUGGUGACCAGAGGAGGAAUGGCCAUUGGAAGGAGCACAGAGAAAAGAAAGGUCAUGGUGCAUCUGGAGUAGUAUAACCGGCCACCUUCAUCUACCCCAGCUGCAACAAAAUAUGUCUCUUCCGUAUCAGUCUCUACAGCCACAGCAGGCACUGUGACUCCAGCGAUUUGACUUUCCUCCUCCGUUGUUUCCUGAGACAAGACGGAUACUAACAAUGGCAACAACCUGAUAUCACAGUGAUGCUAGGUACUUAAAAGAUCCAGAACUCAGCCCCAUAGCAGAAAGCUGCACAUUUUACUUUUUACAUAAAGAUGCAAAUUUAGACCGCUUCCUGGCUGGAGGUGGAGACAAAUUCUGAUUUUUGCUGUCAGGGUUUACUUCAGAGCUAUGGAUUGACAACAGGAUUUUCUGGAUGUACACAGUAGGUGAAUUGAGCCCUCCACCCUACCUGCAAUCUGUUGUCAACUGCUGCUUGUGUACAUAUGCGCUUACAUACAUAAUAAAACUGAAAUAAGUGUUGUCCAACAUCUCACCUGACUUUUCUCACUCACUUUCACCCUCUCUCACAUAUAUAGUUCAUUUGAGGGGGCCAGUUUGCAUGGCCCUGGAUCCAGCAUGGAUUAAAAUCUAAUGGUUGAGUCUAUUUUUGAACUCGUGGAACAAGUUCCUUUGCAAGAUAAUGGCCAUAACUUACCAGCUAAGUACUGUCAUUCGUCCCUUCAUCUAAGCAAUUACUGUUGGUCUGAGCAAUUAAGAGCCAUAAUCACAGGCUAAUGGGUGGGCUUCACACACACACUCACCUGGCUGGUAUAUUGAAGUUCAGGGGCCAGUGUGUGGGUGUUAGCUGAGCUAGAAGCAGGUGGAAGCCAUAGAGACAGAACUGUGUUUGAUUUAUGUUUGAUUCCAAGGCUGAAACUAUGAGAGAAGCAAGGCCCUCUUGGCGUGUUAAUGCUGUGAGCCCCUCCAUUGUAGGCUCAGUUUGUAUGUAUGUGUGUAAAUAAACCAUAUAUCCUAAAGAUACCACAGUCUCCAUUGACCCUCAUUCCAUGGAAACUGAACCCUGUGUAAAUGCUUGGAACCCCUGGAAUCUCUCACCUGUCAGAGACUGUGGUAGCAGGUAACAAUCUCUCUCUCUCCCACUCCAUCCAAGUAUUACACAUACUUAAGGAUAUGUAUGUAUUUUGCAAUACAUUCUGGACACAGUAAUAGUGCAUUAGUGAUGGAUAUUCUGCUUUUGUUUGUUUUUUUAUGCUUCCUCGGGGCAACCAGAUUAUUCUUGUUCAGAGAGGCCACAGCAAAACAAAAGUGGGACAAAAAUAAACCCAACCAUUUGUGUUAUUAAAAGUUCUGAGAGUUGUUAGGCGAUCCCUGUUCCCCUCAAAGAACUCCAAUUCCCAGAGUGGUUUAAUAAUCAAUUCCUUUUCCCAGGGACCUCUGGGAAUUGUAGCACUGUUAGAUGAAUAGCAGCUUUGCCUAAUAUAGUGCAUUUUACCCUAGAACAUGCAUUUCUGCACACAUUAUCUUGCUGGUGAACUGCAUUGCAAAACUCAGAGAACUACAAAUUUAGAAGGAAAGUGCAAAUCAGGUAAGUUUGCCUUAAGAUGCUAACUGAAUCACAUUUCUCACCCAUCCUUACAAACAGAAACACAUCUCUGAAUUUUGCAAUCCAGUUCGCUAAACACAAAUGUGUGCAGAACAUCAUAAUUAUGAAAAGGUAUGCAUCAAAAUGAAUAUAUGUGAAAACAACAUACAAAAAGUGCAUUAUACUAGAGAAAAUUUCUUUUAUGUUAGGAGAAAGGAAUGUAGAAAUGUGUGUGACCUUUAGAAACAGAUGCAGAAAUGAGGCAAACCAAAACUGCUAAUCCCUGACCUCAACAUGUGGGUAGGUUGAUGUGGGAAUAGGUAUUCAUUCAUUCCUUCAGGUACUCAGGUCCCAACCAUGUUGUGCUCAGAAAUGGACAGUUAGGCUGCAUGAAAAGUUUCAUUCAGAUAUUAAGUGUACUUAAAAAAAGUCAUCCUGAACUUGUGCACGUUUAAAUAGCUCAGCAGAUAGGAAUGUUGCUCUUUUCGAGGUCAAUAGCAUUUUCUUUGUCACAUCACUGAUAAUAACCCAAAGGUCACUUGAAGGGAUUUUACUGUCAAACUAAACUGCAGCAAACAUUGCAUUUGAAUCCCCAGCCCUUCUCUUUGCCAAGUAGUACUAUGGCAUUUCAUUUUUUUAACAAAACUUAACAGUUUUCAUAGUAAUUAUAGACUUCUAGAUUGUAAGACUAGAGUCUUAAUUCAUGAAACACUCUAAGCCAGAGUGUUUUCAACCUUUUUGAGUCCACGGCUCCCUUGACCAACUACAUUCUUUCUGCGGCACCCCUGUGGAGAUCAGGAGCCCAGUGAUGUCACCCCUUGCCUGCAGAGCUGGCAGCCUCUCACCCAUUUUUGAAACCCUCCUUUGUGAAGUGUUUCCUCAGCCUCUUCUCCUCUCCCCUCUCCUUGGGAGUCCUCCAGACAGCUGCUGCUGCCGCCCCUGAUCUCUGAGCUGCCUUGCCCUGCCACAAAGAGAGAUGUCUCCUCACAUUACCUUGCAGGGCCUGGGACUUGUCUGUCCAUUCCCAACAGCAAGGGCUGGCAGACUAGCUGGCUGGGCUCCCUCUCCUGCUUGCUUGCUUGCUUGCUUGCUUGCUUGCUUUGCUUUGCUUACUUUGAGGCCGAUUCAACUCCUGGCAACCAGCACCCCUUGGCCUGCGCAGAGGCACCAUUCGCCUGGGGAGCUUGUAGCCAGGGCUGCUGCAACAAACAGCUGUGCAAGCUGUUUGGGAGGCAGAGACGCAAGAGGGCAUUAGAGGAGGAAGGGAAGGAAAGAGGGAUGGAGGCCAGUGUUGCCCAUGGCACCCCUGACCAUCAUUCAAGGCACCCCAGGGUGCCAUGGCACACUGGUUGAAACCCACUGCUCUAAGGCAACCUUAGGUUUAAUGAGACUGUGGGCAAGCAUGCGGGCUUCCAGAGUGGAUAUUGCAGCCACUUUACUCCUUCUCCAUUCUUUUUGUUCCUAUAUGAAUGUAGCCAAAGUUUAACUUAGCGUGAUAUCUAAACAAGGACCCAUGGUUAAGCUCUCUCCGCACUAACUAUGAGCUUGGAUUUGCUCUGCCCAGGUAUAAAAAUAGUAGAUUGAAAUAAUUAACCCUGGCUUAUAAAUGCAAGCUCCUCUCUUGGAGCUCGCAUAGCCUUGCUAAGCUUGGGAGCAUGGCCGCAGGGCUGGCUCAAGACAUUUGGCUGCAGAAGGUGCCCAGCAGGUUGUUCAGUCUUACUUCAUCACUGGCAAUGGGGCAGGGUCUUCCACCCUGCGUGAGGAGAGCAGGCUAGUUUAGGAACCACAUGGCACACCAGCUCUAUCCUCUUACUAUUUCACCACUGUUCCCUACAUACUUUUAGAAUUUGAAGUUGACAGAGCAUAACAAAAAUAAUAAAUGCAACUUGAAUUACUUGGAUUGAUGCAUCUCCGAAGUUCUACUGUUCAUCAGGUCUUUGUUUCAACUGGAUACUAAAAUUGUUAAAGCGGUUAUAGUUUUUGAAGAGCUGGACCUUUAACACAACAAAGAACUAAGCAAGUUAAACUGGUUGGGCAACAGUGAGCCAGAGUGUCACUUGCCAUUUCAUUCUAGCUGUCUUCCUUCUAUGACACUAUUUCCUAAGGCAAGUUUAGUAUACUGAAAGCACCUUCUUUAAACAAGCAAAAUAGCUCGUGGAAAUGCUUUUAGAUACAAAACUUACCAUAAAAGGAAAAUCCUUCUCAUCUCCAACCUGAUAUGCAUUAAAGUUUUCUCAAUGUGUUGCUGAUCCAGUGAAUUGUGGGUGUUUUAGUUCUGUAAUGAUCCCAGGGAGGAAAGUUACAGUAAAGGACAAAUAUUGUGCAAUGCAAGAUCAGUGGCACCUUUUUGAUUGGUGUGGUGUAACCCAGUCUAGACGCAUUGAGUAUUUACACAGGGGUGGGCUGACUUCAGUGUUUACAAUUAGUUUUUAUGAUGGUUCAUUGCUAUUAUUAUUAGAACCACUAGCAACCUGCCCAUUGUAUCUUGGAAAAGAUGCAGAAUAAGUACCGGUAAUAAACAAUAUUAUUAUAAGCAUAAUAAAUACACUGGUACCUCGAGUUACAAAUGCCUCAGGUUACAAACACUUCAGGUUACAAACUCCACUGACCUGGAAGAGUUACCUCGAGUUGAGAACUUUGCCCCAGGAUGAGAACAGAAAUCUUGUGCCGGCGGUGCAGCGGCAGCAAGAGGCCCCAUUAGCAAAAGCACGCCUCCAGUUAAGAACAGUUUCAGGUUAAGAACGGACCUCCUGGACAAAUUAAGUUCAUAACCAGAGGUACCACUGUUAUAGCAAUAAAUCAAGUGUGCAUUUUUGAACCUCUUAACUGGUAAGACAUGGCUCAGGGGUUGGCAAGGUUUACCUCGCCUGGGCCGGUUGACUCCAGCGGAGAUCCCUCUGUGGGCCGGAUUGUGCAUGCUUGCGAGUGCAUGCGCCUGUGAUUUCCAGUGUCUGCGUUUGCACAGACGCAAUUUCUGGCAUCCGCAUCUGCGCAGACACGAUUUCUGGCGCCGCGGAAGCGAGUCCCCCUGCCACGCUGCGCCGGUUUAGCGCAGCGCGCGGGGACUCGCCGAGCGGGCAGCUCGGUUUGGGUCUGGUUCGUGGGCCAGUUAAACGACCCCCAUGGGCGCUUGUGGAAUGGAUUGCCAACCCCUGACAUUGCUGAACUGAGUAAAGCACUCUUGCCAAAGAACAUAGCAAUUGCACCAAUGCAUUUCAUUCAAGGUGUGCAUCUUAGUGUUUAAUGCCCUAAAUGACUCCAGCCCCAAAUGCCUUAAAGACCCCCUCCUUCCUUCCAUUUAUCCUCUCAGGUGCUAAGAUCGGUAGAGGAGGCCUUCUUGGUUGUUCCUCUAUCCUCAGAAACUCAGAAGGUGGUGAUCCAGGAAAGAGCAUUCUCUGUGGGUGCCCCUAAGCUGUGGAAAUCCCCUCUGACAGAGCUGCAUUUGGUACCUUCAUUUCACAGCUUUCGACCAUGCUUCUCACUGGCUCUGCUUUGAACCACAAGUGUUUCUGCCAGGCUGAAAUGUGUCCUUGAAUUCUAAUAAUGCCUUUUGCUUGGUUGGGUGGAGGAUAGAAAGUGGUCUGUGUGUGUGUGUGUGUGUGUGUGUGUGUGUGUGUGUGUAGUUCAACGGUAAAAUUUACAUGGAUUGCUCUGCUCACUCUGGCCCCACCCACCACUAGCAUGUGGCCCUCAGAAGGUUGCCCAGAGUGGAAUGCGGCCCUCAGAUUGAACAGUGUUUCCCACCCCUUUUCUACACACACUCUUCUCCAUCCUCCUUCCAGGUAAACAAGAGUCCUAGGACCAGUUCCAGACAGGCAAAAACACUCAAGGAGGGCGUGCAGCAGGGUGGUUGAGGGGUGUGGCUGGGGAGGACAGGGAGUGUCCUGGGGAGAGUCCUGAGGGUCAGAUGGAAAGCUUAGAGGUCCACAUUUGGCUGAAGUUUCCCUACCCCUGGUCUACUGCCAAACAUCCAGUUGGCACCUACCUGGGUAGUUUCGAUGCCUCCAUGCUCUCUUAAAUAUUUGUGUGAGCUGCAUUGUUUUCCUUUCAUCCGGUAGGUACAACACAAGUCCCAACUCAUUGCUUCUUCCUGUGCCAGAGCAAACAAAGGGGGGGUCCUCCUUUUAUUAGCUCUCUUUGCCUCCUCCUGUAUUUGCCAAGAUCAGAAGACUUUGACUCAAAACAGGAAGUAGCUCCCUUAAAAUCCUGGAGUGGAUUAAUUUCAUUGACAGCUCUCUGCCACGUCCUGAUUAGCUUUCAAGCUGGGUUUGUUAGCUUGCCACCCUGGGGAAAAGGGUGGUCUGUGUCUCUGGUUAUGGCUAAACCCUGUGAGGCAGUUUUCACAAAGCUGAUCUGCAAGGGCCAUAUGCUACCCACUCCCCAGUUGAUAUCUGUUCCCCCAAUCACUGCUUCCUUGAACAAAUAACUCCCCUGCUCCCCCAACAUCAGCACAUUCCUCCAGUCCUUUCAGCCAUUGCUGUUCUUUUAAGGCUGAGCCAUAGCUGGAACUAGGAGCUGUGUGCUUGGAGUUGGGUCAGAACCAGUGGGAGGGGGCAGAAUCUAUCACUACUCAGUACAGAGGAACUAAGCCAGGCUCAAAAACAAAUAAAGUUCUGCUCAGGAAGACCACAGUUGCUCAAGCAAAGUUCCAGCCGAGACAGGAAGUCUUAUAUAGUUUUCCCUGUCUAGAAGGUCCCAGUGGCCAGCCCAGGUGGGUAGGGCCAGUGCAGAGCCUAGAAUACUUCACUAUGCGGGAAGUUCCUCCAAACUUCAAUACAGUGGUACCUCGGGUUACAUCCGCUUCAGGUUACAGACUCCGCUAACCCAGAAAUAGUACCUUGGGUUAAGAACUUUGCUUCAGGAUGAAAACAGAAAUCGCGCGGUGGCGGCACAGCAGCAGCAGGAGGCCCCAUUAGCUAAAGUGGUGCUUCAGGUUAAGAACAGUUUCAGGUUAAGAACAGACCUCCGGAACGAAUUAAGUACUUAACCAGAGGUACCACUGUAUGGGGCAGUUGCUCACAGAAUCCCAGUUCUAGCUCCAGAAUCCUGGGAACUAGUUUGUUAAGGGUGCUGGGAAUUGUAGCUCUGGGAUAAACGACAGCUCCCAUGAUUCUUGGGGGGAAGCCAUGUGCCUUAGCUUGGCAUUAAUCAUACAGAAAACACUUUCUUAUGUAAAAUACCACAGCCAUCAACGUUAAAAAAUAAUUGAUUUAAUCUCACUGACUCCUUUCUAACAGGUGAGAAUAAUGAACAUAUCCCAGAGAGUCCGAAAGACAGGAAAUCAUUCUUACCACCAGAAGCAACAGUUUUGCCUUCCGCUAUCUCAGAAGAAGAAAGGUAAUAUUAACAGAAGAGAACUACACACAUGGAACUCAUUGUCAACGAAAAAUGUGAUAGUCAAGGAAUUGGUGUGAUAUUGCUUGUUGAGAUUCUUAUUCAUACAGUUCCAUCUGUAUAUGCGGCACUUCACUGACCAUCAAAAGAGAGGUAUUUGCCCCAAGCACCUGCAAUUUAACUAUAGAUGGGGAGGGAAGGAAGAAGACAACACAGAAAGUCAAAAGCAACAAGGGGUGUAUGCUAGUCCAAUGGUUCCCAAACUCACACACACACACACACACCCCAACCACUUGAAAAUUGUUGAGGGUCUCGGUGGGCCACUUAAUGGGGUUUUUUUUUUUUGCCUGCUGCAGCAAUUGUGAUGUGAUGUGCUAUAUGUUGAAUCAUUUCAAAGUGUAUAUUAUUAUUAUUAUUAUUAUUAUUAUUACUACUACUACUACUAUUACUAUUACUAUUAAUUUAAUUUGUUUACCACCCUUCAUCCAAAGACCCCAGGGCAGUUCACAACAGAAAAACACUAAAUGAGAAUACAAAAUACGUAAUAAAACAAAAACAAACCAAUAACCCCCCCUCCCACAAGCACAUUUAAAAUUAUUUCUUAUAUAUUGUAUUUUAGUUUGAAUUCCAUAGGAUUCAAAUGGGUAGGUUUUGUUCACAUACAUACACACUGCAGACUCCACAAAUGAAGCAGUGGCCCAUGGACCACAAUUUGGGAACCCCUUUGCUAGCCAGUGAAAUUACACAUACUUAGAAAAAGGAGACAAUUGGCACCACAUUGGUCUGAGAAGGUCCGAAAUGGAUCUGGCAUCAGUGAGAACACCCAAAGAAGGCUUGCAGUUAAGGCCUUUCCCAUAGGUCUCCACCAGAGGGUUGAAGCAUUGAAGUUCAGAGGCCAGCACUUCAAGACCCCACAGUUGCCUGGCCUGGCAAGUCUGUUGUCAUCUUGUAUGGACAGCAGGAAAAGCUAUUAUGUAUUAAAUACAUUAGGACCAUCCUCUUUAACUGAACUGCCAGUGCCUAUUGAUAGCAAGUAAGGUAUAUUUAAAAUCCGGCACAAGCCUAGGACUUGCCGAUCAGAAGGUCAGUGGUUCGAAUCCUUGUGACGGGGUGAGCCCCCGUUGCUCAGUCCCUGCUCCUGCCAACCUAGCAGUUCAAAAGCACGUCAUAGUGCAAGUAUGCACUCCGCUCCGGCGGGAAGGUAAACGGCGUUUCCGUGUGCUGCUCUGGUUCACCAGAAGUGGCUUAGUCAUGCUGGCCACAUGACCCGGAAGCUGUACGCCGGCUCCCUCAGCCAAUAAAGCGAGAUGAGCGCCGCAACCCCAGAGUUGGUCACGACUGGACCUAAUGGUCAGGGGUCCCUUUCCCUUUACUUUAUCCCUCUUCUCCAAUAGGUGUCUGGUUAUGUACUUAUCAAAUCAAGAUUAUUUCCUAAUAUAAUUCUGAGAAAGUUCUGGGAAAAAAAUUUUUACUUCUUUUUUGUUUAAAAAAGGGAGGAGGAAAACUAAUUGACAAUUUCACCAUUAUUGUUCAGCUACUAGUUAGAUGAAGUAUGACACUAAUAAUGAGGCGCUGUGGGUUAAACCACAGACCCUAGGACUUGCCGAUCAGAAGGUCGGCGGUUCGAAUCCCCGCGAUGGGGUGAGCUCCCAUUGCUUGGUCCCUGCUCCUGCCAACCUAGCAGUUCGAAAGCACGUCAAAGUAGAUAAAUAGGUACCACUCCGGCAGGAAGGUAAACGUUUCCGUGCGCUGCUCUGGUUUGCCAGAAGCGGCUUGGUCAUGCUGGCCACAUGACCCGGAAGCUGUACACCAGCUCCCUUGGCCAAUAAAGCGAGAUGAGCGCCGCAACCCCAGAGUCGGCCACGACUGGACCUAAUGGUCAGGGGGACCUUUACCUAUGACUCUGUUACUGGGUUCCCCAAUGGGGAGCACAUGGGCACCACCAUGUCCUCAGAUACCCUACUUUGAGCCAACCAGGGCACCCUGUGCUACCCAUUCAUUUCUUUUUAAAUGAAGGCUUUUGUGUUUGGUUGAUGAGGGUGGUCCGUUUUGGGGUGAGGGCAUGCCAGCCUUUUUUGGGGAAGGAUGUAGUUUUGUGUGUUGUGUUUUUUGGUGGGGGUUCCUCAGCAUCAUUGGUGUUUCUUCUGUGAAGUGAGUAUCUUGCUCGUGUCCACAACAAUUUCUCUGAUUUCCAAAUGUGCCCCUAGGCCCAGGAAGGGUGGAUAUCCUUGCUCUAUCAUAUAAAGCUUUGCAAUCAAGUACUAUAGAAAACCUCCUCCUCCUAGCUUUGUUUUUGAAAGUCUUGCCAUUUUUCCUGGCUAUUCACAGUGAAAUCGCCUCCUUAAUUCAUGCUCUGAACUUAAGUUUGAACCCUGCAGACUGUCAGGUCCUGUUUGCAGGCUUCCCAAAGGUUGGAUACUGUGGGAACAGGAUGCUGAACAGAUGGGCCUUUGUCCUGGUCCAGCCACAAGGCUCAUGGUUUACUGUUCUGUUCAGAAGACAUCUACCCACUGAAGACUUGGGGGAUGGUCACAGCUACUUUCAGCUAUUUAAAAGCUAAAAAUAAACCAUGCAAGGAAUUUUCUGUUGAUUGCUUCCCCAUUUUGUCAAUUGCAAAUACAACAAUUCCAACCAAAUGUUAAUCAUUAAACAGGCACUAGCACCUGAGAUGCCGAAACAGUUGGAUGCCAUUUGCCAAACUGUUUAAGGCUGUAACUGCUUCCCUUUUGCAAAUUGGGCUUUUUUGCCAGUUAGUGCAGGGUGAAGCAUUUUGUAAUCCAAUCAGCUGAUGGAGAAACAUCGGGGGCCACUCCUAAUUUGACUAUGUCUGGCCUCAAACAACUAAUCCAGACUGUUCCCUGCUAAGGAAGCAACUCCUUCACAUCUACUGCUCCCAAGAUCCAAAACAUUCAAAGAAGGCAGACUGGAAGCAGAGUAAGGAACUAUUUCACCAAUGGCACUUAAAGUACUUAUGAGCUAUUGGUGUCUCUCUCUGUUUGUAAGACAGAAAUGCAGUUUAUAAUGUGCUUGAAUGCAAGUUUUUAACGUGAUGAACAAACAUGAGGAAAAGUUCAUUAUAAGCUCACACUAUUUUUGUGCUGCCUGUUACUUGCAGCAUUGUAACUAGUGCCAGAAGCAUUAUCUUCUGAAUGAGGCCUGCCUGGCACCAACACUGACAUAUUUUUGGUGCCACAAUAAAAACCUUCCUUUUCAUUCAGGUGUUGGAUGGAAUUUGAUCCUGCUGGGACAAGCUUUGUUUUAGUGCCUCUCCAUAUUGCUGAUUGGUUGUCCCCCACCAGCAGAAGCUGGUGUUUUUAUGUUUUGUGUAUUUUAUUUUAUUUUUGUUCAAAUUUUGAUGUUUCUUGUUUCUAACAAAGGGGCAUAGCUUUGCAUAUAGAAGGUCUCAGGUUCAACCCUUGACAGCUCUAGGUAGAACCGGGAACCUGUCUGAAACCCUGGAGAGCUGCUGCCAGUCAGUGUAGACAAUACUGAUGUACCAGUGAACUGCCUCAGUAUAAGACACCUUCUUAGCUUGGCGAGAUGCUGCUUCAUCACUGUAGACAGUACUGAGCCAGAGGGACCAAUAGUCUAACUCGGUGAUACACUACAAGUGAUAGACCUUGUGAUAGACCCCAUGUUGACACACAACACACCCACUCAACCAUGUACAGUAACAGCACCCACCAUCUGCAUUGAACAACAUUGUUUGUAUCUUGGCCUGUGACACCUCAUAUUAUUAUAUGAUUUAGGACCUCCUCUAUACUUCUGACUGUAAAUUGUUUUUACUGAUUUCAAUGUUGUCCAUGUCAGAAUAUCAUCACUCAACUCCCAUUGGAGGAUUCGUAGGGCUGCAUCACAAUCCUGGAUUUGCAUGAAGCCAGGCAGGGGGAGGGGAGCAAAAGAGAAGGCAGGUUUUAGACAACAGUGGAGGUUUGAAUAAAGGAAACUGAGCAGUGGGGAAAGUGGUGAUUUUUAAACAAUGGCAGAGGUGUGAGUAGAGUGGGGGGGCGGAGAGUGGCAGUUUAAGACAAGGUUUGACUACCGUGAGAAGUGAGCCAGGAAAGGCUCUGUUGUAUUAGCCUCAAAUAUCCCAUAGCACCUUUGCACAAAAACUAUUUUGCUCUUGGUACUGUGAAUUGCCUUCAACAUGAAGUUCCAGAUCCAUUGUUGUAAUUUAGAAGAGAUACUUUAAUAAUGAGCAGACCCCCAUCUUUGUACAACACCCAUCAACUGAAGUUAACCUUCUGUAAUGGAACAAGCUGGCAGGAUUCUGUUCACUUUCAAGACACAGUAGCAUGCUGUAUAUCAGCAUGGGGUGGUUGGGUGCAAAGGUGGCUACAAAUAGGAGAGUCCAGAGGGGAUUGCAAAAAAAGAGGGAGGCGGAAUCAUGAAAGAGGGAACAUCAAAGGGUCUGGAGAAGAGGAAGGGAUGGUAGCUUCAUAACUGGGGAGAGGGUGAAAAAGGGUUCUUAGUAGUUGUAGUCUGUGGGAGGAGGAAGAUGCAUGAAGUUACCGCAAGGGUGGUUUACAUGCAAAAAAAAGGGUUGCACAAAAGGAAAGGGAGGCAGAGACAUGAGUGUGAAGGCAAAAAUGGGUGCAAAGUGAGGCUGCAGAAUAGAAGAGAGAAGUGGCUUCAGAAAUGUGGUUGGGAAGGUAAAAGUGAGGUUAGUAGUUGUAUGGUGUGGGAAGGGGAAGCUCUAGGGAGUAAAUAUGGGAGAGAUAGCGGGGGGGUGAGUAAGGCAAGCAGGGUAACAGUCCCUAGUAUUUUCAAACUGUUGUAACGAAUACAUGAUCCAAUGAGAUUAUCCAAUACAUCACCAUCAUCUCAGGAUUUGUGUCUUUGUGAUAAAAUGUUGUUCUUUCUCUGCAGGUCAUGUGAAGCUUCUUUGGAUUCAGCAGAAGGACACAGAUCCAAACCAAAGCCAAGGCUAAGGUUGUCUACUCUUCCAUCCUCUGCAGAGAAGGUAGUGUGUCCAAUGGAAGUGGAAUUGGCAUUAAUUGGCAGCUGUAAAUCUAGAACAAACAAACGAAAGUCCUCUUUAACAUAGGUAGGGAUGGGGAACCUUGUUGAACCUGCCGCAGCUCCCAUCAUUCCUGGCCAUUGACCAUACUUGAUAGGGCUGAUGUUAGUUCAGCAACACUUAGAGGGCCAAAGGUUCCCCAUACCUGGCAUAAAGUAUACAGAACAUAUGGAAUCUGCUGUCACAAGGUGUGGUGAUGGCCAGUGGCUUAGAUGGGAGGUGGUACACAGGGAGUACUCAGGGAGGGCAGGUGUUAUUUUCUGGUCCCAAGGUGGAGCUUCCAAAGCACAGUUGGGCAAGGCAGAAAAGAGAGAGAUUCUCCUGGGCGAUGUAUAUAACACUUGAUUGGAAAAAAACCCCUGCAAGUAGUUUACAUGUCAGGCUCCCCCCAAAACACAACAACUGCACCCAGAUGGAAUGUGUAUGUGUGCACAGGCAGCAGAACUGUAGGAAGAGAGGGAGAGUCUCAUGAGUGAGCUCACAUCCACUUUGUCUUUAAAAGCUUGGUGGGUGGGGUAUGUCAACCAUUGGGACAUCUUUGUAGCCUCUGUUUCAUUAUGAAUCUCUUCCCUUGGAAUCAUGACUUCUGCUGCUGAGCCUGUACCACUUUUCACCUGAAUAAAUAUCUCUGUCAUCUGAGGGCAGUAAUUCCACCAGACUGCCUCAGUGGGAUAGCUGGGAUUUGGAGCUCAUUUCAUCAGCUUUGUUGGAGGCCCAGCUCCACCAGGCAUCUCCUGCCCCUGAACUGUGCCAACUGGUUACUACAAGAACAACUGUUUAGAAAUUGGGGCCUGAGCGUAGCUGUCAACAUUUCCCUUUUUUUAAGGGAAAUUCCCUUAUUCCGAAUAGGAUUCCUCGCAAGAAAAGGGAAAAGUUGACAGCUGUGGGCCUGAGUUGUGAAUCUGAUUUUCCUCUUCCCUCCCUGUCCCUUUUCCCUUGUGUGUCGUGGUUCUUUUUUUAAGGUUGUAAGCCUAUGGGUAGGGGCUGACUGUCUUGUCUAGAUCGUAUGCAAGCUACUCUGAGAGCCUUUUUUGGCUGGAGAGCAGGGUACAGAUUCUCUUAGUAAAUAAAUAAGUCGUAUUUUCCUCUUCAGAGAUCAAGCCUAGAAGAUAUCUCUCCAGCAGACAGUGGCGUUGGUAUAAGCCCUUUCCUGGUUACAAGAAGCAACUCGCAAGGAUAUGGAAAAGGUAUAGUGCCUGGCUAGCUCUGGUCCAUGGGGUCACGAAGAGUCGGACACAACCAAACGACUAAACAACAACAACAUGCUUUAUUUCUUGAAGUUAAGCAUUGGGAGCUUCUAUUCAGGGAGGCACAUUUACAGGGGAGAAUCAGCAGGUGAAGGAAGGGUAAAACAUUCCCCUCCUACCCAGUAAUUCUUCCUAGUCCAUAUUCCAUCCCUGCAUUGCCAUCUGAGAUCAGGUGGUAGGUGAGCGUAGCAGCUUACCUGGAUGGGGCCACUGCAAGGUCAGGCUCCUGUGAGUUGAACCAGCAGAAGCACUAAAUUGGUGGGGGUGGCCCCACCGAUACACCCAUACAGUCCCAACUUCACCUCUGCUCCAGCCCCACCCACGUCAGCAGCAGCAGCAAAUGCUGGUCUCAGCAACACCAUACCGUACACACUUCCACUGGAAUUGGGAAUCCCAGGUUUGCUUUGCAAUGUGUAGGUGCACCCUGCGGCUGGGGCAGAAUGCACUGCUUUCUCCAGAGCUGAGAGAACCAUAGGAGAGCACAGAAUGAGGACAUUCACAUAGCCCAGUUGGAUGGUAUGCACUUCCUGAUAACAGUCAGUUGCCCAUAAUAAAUUAUAGGGUACUGUAUUUGCUGAGUAGGCUUCCCCCAACCUGCUGCCUCCAGAUGUUUUGAUCUUCAGCCACCAUCAUUUGUGAGCAUUGGAAAUGAUGCUUGGGGUUCAUGGGAGUUGUAUUGCAAAACCUCUGGAGGAAACCAGACUGGAAAACACUAGUUCAGAACACCUUGUAAUUGCAAAGCAGUUGGGUGUAGUUCUGUCAAUGAUGCUCUGAACAGGGCCUUGGGGUUCUAUUUUUGUUGCAGGUCAUGAAAUACCCUCAACAAUAUCCAGAAAGCUUUCUGAAAAGGAUCUUGAUGAUUUUUCUUACUCAACUGGCGGGGAUGUUGCAGAUGCUCCUUCAGAAAGCCACACAUUCUCACCAGUUCCACAGGAAGAAUUUAGCCCUUCCAGCAAAAUACCCGUGAAGAGGAUGUCCAACAAAGGAUCGUUCCAACCUAGCACAGUUUUAGCUAAUGGAGCUGAGAAUCCCGAGUUUGGUCUAGCAAAGAGAGACUCACCAAAGAGCUCAAAAUUACCCACUCUAGAUUGGGAAAAUGGCCGUUCUGUCAAACAAGGAGCCAAUUAUACAAUCUCCUCUAGCAACAAUAAAGAUGAGGAGAUUGGUCUGGAUCGGGAACACUUUAAGAACCUGAAGAACUUUUGGGAGAAGGGUGGGGAGCCCCUCUUGACUAAUGAUGUAUCUGAAAUCUCAGCAGAAAAGGCCAGCACCACAGAGGCCAAUGGAAGGCCAUCAAGACUGAACCGAUCUCUCUCAGCCCAGUCUAAUAACAGCCAAAAUGGUGACGACAAGUUCACUUCUAAUAUACACCCCAAAGCCAGAAUCCCCUACAGGAAGCCAGUUGCCUUGUCUUCCAGUGAAGAUGAGCCCACUUACAUAGCUCCUCCUAGGAAAGGAUCGGGAUCUGCAAUACCCCGGUCCACGUAUGGCAGAAGCAAAGGGGCAAUGACCAACAGAAAUAGCCUAAGUGAUGGGAAUGGGAAGCAGUCUCCAGUGGAGGAGGAGAAGAAGGUACCACGUUGCACAAGGAGAUCAAAGUUGCCGAUUCGAGUGCCAUCAGUCAAAAUAGAGGCACCGGCUAAAGAGCGGACUGGCAUCAUUUUUGAGCCAGAGACCCCUGCUGAUGAGUUUAUUAUGGCUGAUGAAAGCAAACGUAAGACUGAUUCUUUAGCAGGUAGGGUUCAGAUAUUGAUAGAGUCUGUGUCUUCAGAGGAUGUUGAUAAAGUUGGUAGCUUUGUGGAAAUAAGUUCUGACUUGGGCUCUCAAGACAACCUGGAAAUGGAAAAGAAGCAGCUUAAAGAUGGGCCUAGUAGCCUUGCAGAGGACCCACUACAAAACGAGGCUGUAGAUGAAAGAGGAGUCGCUCAGGAAGUGGAUUCUUCCAUGCUUUCAGGUACUGAUGCUUUGCUAGUUAUACAUAGUUUUGUGCUGGUCAAUACAAAAAACACAAAAACGUGAGGUUGUACCCAGAUAAGUUAGAGUAGACUCAUUAAAGUUAAUGAUCCUAAGUUAGUCUUUUCCAUUAAUUCCAUUGGGUCUACUCUGAGUAAGACUAACAUGAGCUGCAACCCUGUACCAACAUGCACAUACCACAUUGCCAAUCAAACAUAGAAAAUAUUAAGUAAAAUAUUGUCAUCUGUUUAAAAACAUCUUGGAUAGUAAGCUACCAUCAUAUACAUCUUAAACAACAAUUAAUCUACAAUUUGGUGCCUUAUCUCAGCUUACCUAUAAACAGCCAUUUUUAUUUACGGAAAUACAGCCACCAUAAUUAUUCCUCCAGUACAGUUACCCCUUCUCUAGGCUUGUCUUCUCCAGGGGCUAAGGAACCUGUGCCUCUUCAGAUGUUGUUGGACUUCAACUCUCACCAGGCCAGCUGGCAUGACCAGUGAUCAGAGACAAUUAUCUACUAUGAGGACUGACCCUGACAGUGAAUGAGAGAACCUGAGCUCUAUGAGUGUUCCAUCAGUGGAUGGUCCAGGAAGAUCAGAGUUGUAGUCUAACAACAUCUGGAGAGCCACUGGUUCUCCACCCUUAGUCUGCUUAGCCAUGGACUAAAAAACUGGAAUCAAUAUUACAAAGAGCUCAUCUUCACUUGCAAGCUGGCAGCAACUGACCUGGGUGGCCAGCAGUGCAUUAAUACAAACUAACCCAGUGUCUGGGAGAGCUGCUGGAGCAGAACAAUGUAAGUCAGAAGGCCCAGCUGUGUACACAAGCUCCAGGACCACAAGCCGUAAUCUCUAGAUCAAAUAAACAAAGAAUAGGAGGGGGAAGCUUAGGGUGAGGUGGAAGCCACCCUGUUCAAACCUUGGUUACAAUAAUGCCAAUGUCUUACAUUGUUUAAUACACACCUGCUUGUUUUCCAAUUUAUUCCAGAGGGAAAUGAACAUCAUUCUCCGGCUGCCAAGAAUUUAAUAUGUGCCAAUGGCUAUAGCCUUACGAAGAGCUUGGUGAACAUUUAUACUACUACAGAAAGUAAGUAGUAGCUUGCUUCAAUCCACUGGUCUGGCUUUUUCUAACAAAGCAAGCUGGCAAAAGUUACCGUAUUUUUCGCUCCACAGGGCGCACCGGACUAUAGGGCGCACCUAGUUUUUAGGGGGGGGGAAUAAAGAAAAAAAAUGUACUGGUGCUGCACUCCCCGGGCUUCAGGCUGCAGGCUGCUAUCCGCAAGCCUUCGGAGCGCAGGGGGAACUCCCGCCGCGCUCCUAAGGUUUGCGGAUAGCUGCCUGAAGCCUGGAGAGCGAGAGGGGUCGGUGCGCACCGACCCCUCUUGCUCUCCAGGCUUCAGCGAAAGCAACGCGAAGCCUCCGGAGCGCGGAGGGAGCGCUUCCUCUGCGCUUCGGAGGCUUCCCGUUGCUAUCGCUGAAGUCAAGGAGCCUGCAUCCGCUCCAUAGGAUGCACACACAUUUUCCCUUCAUUUUUGGAAAAAGUGCGUCCUAUAGAGCGAAAAAUAUGGUAUAACACAUGGAGCUGAACCUAUCAGUCAUACAUAGCAGGCUUGACAAAUCUCCUGGUUUUGCUGCCUGCUGGAGAAUAAGGAGAAUAAGGAGCCCAACCAUCUGGAAGGCCUUUCAAGACAUUUGCAGACCACCUGCCUUCAGGUGUUCAAAAGGAAUAUGCUCUUAGAGUGGAGUGGGGGCUGUGCAUGUUAGCCCUACUCCUUCCCUGCCCCACAACAUUGCUGUUCCUGCUGGAGGAAGUUGUUUGUUUUGCUAAGAGCUAUGGCCAAAGCUAACAUUAUUAAUUACAUAAUUAAUUUCAGUGGAAGGGGAACAUCAAACACAGUGCAGAAAAUAACAUAAUUAUUAAUGUAACAAUUGUGAAGUUAAAAAAAAAAAAAGCUACAUCAAAUAUCGGUCAUACUCACCUGAUCUCAAACGAACAUGUGCAUUGCAAUGAUUCCUGCACCUGUUUCCAGCAGAAUUCUGUAUCACCCAGCUGAGACUGGCUUGGCUUAAACAGCCCUAGUCUGUUAGAAGAUUGUAAGUCCAUUUGGCUGAACACACCUAAAGGAUUCUUCAAGAAUAGAGUGUGGGGAACCAGUUUUUUUUUAAUUGUAUUAAAUUUGUUUUAAUUUGUGGCUGAUCUGGUAAAAUGUGGGAAAUCAAUUAAAAAUGAUUUGGCAAGGGGGGGAAAGGAUUCCUGAAGAUUUGGAAUCCUUUCUUAUGAGCUCCCACACCAGUACAAUGGUACCUCAGGUUACAUACGCUUCAGGUUAUAGACUCCGCUAACCCAGAAAUAAUGCUUCAGGUUAAAAACUUUGCUUCAGGAUGAGAACAGAAAUCGUGCUCCGGCAGCGUGGCAGCAGCAGGAGGUCCCAUUAGCUAAAGUGGUGCUUCAAGUUAAGAACAGUUUCAGGUUAAGAACGGACCUCCAGAACGAAUUAAGUACUUAACCCGAGGUACCACUGUAGUGGAUUUAUAAGGGGUUGUUUUUACUUACCAGUGAAAUGCAGAAGUGGUACAGGAUGACAUUUUGAUAAAGACAACACGUGGACAAUGCAACAGCAACAACCCCUCUGAUCAUGAACACCACCGAUUCUGUAACAGACUCCUAACUAUUUAUCUACACAAUUUAUUAAAUCCUUUGGCUUAUUUACACUAAUUUCACCGAAUGCUUUUGGCAAUACAGCAAUUUUUAUUUCAACCAACAGAUGGCGCUGAAUCCACGCGUAAAUGCAGAUAUUCCCCUUUAACUGUUUUAGUUGCCAUGCCUUUGUAAUGGGCUUUUUAAAGGCAAUUAACUCACUGGAACCCAGUUCCGGCGACUUUCAGGUAGGUGCCAUUUCUGUUCCAAGAGAACGGGGGAGGCGUUCAUGGUGAGUUCCAGCACCUCUUUUUCUAGAGAAAUAGAAAAUGGCUAUUUAUAUUUAAAAAAGAAAAAGAAAAAAGAAACAGGCUUAAGAAUAUGUGAGUGCAAUGCAACACAGAUUUUUUUAAGCUGCUUGGUUUGCCACAGUCUCUAUAUCUAAUGGUUUAUACAGAUAAUGAAACAGGUUCUGUUGCUUCAGAGCACAGGAUACAAUCUUCAUGUUGAUAUGUUUUCUUUUAUUGUUUCCAGCGUACACUAAGCCUCAGGUGCCAAACCACCAGUACCUUGAGCCUGAGAGGGCCAAAGACUUUAGCAAAUCCACUCCUCUCCUGCUGUCUGAGGUAGGACUAUGUUGGUCUGCCUGUAUCAUGUUUACUAAGUCCUUUUGCUGCUCAGGCUAAAACUGCACCAAAUAUUUACAGGACUUUUAUACCACUUUAACAGUCACAUCUUCCCUGCAAAGAAUCCUGGGAGCUGUAGCUUGUUUAAGGGUGCUGAGAGUUGUUAGGAAACCCUUAUUUCCCCUCACAGGACAGGAUUUCUCAGAACUCCCUGGGUAGUGGGGGUAGGAAAGUUGGAAAUAAUUCACAUGCAACCAAUGAGUCCCUCCUAGCCGGAGGCUUAGUUUGGUCAGAAUCAAGCAUGCACUUCCAGAGUUAAGGAUAAGUACGUUACGUCUGGUAAAUGACCCACCAUAGCCACUAGAGGGCGAAGGAAAGAUUGAAAGAACCACUUUCAAGGGAAUGGACUUGAAAAUGAAGUAGGAACUGUUUAAAGUUCUACCCGAGAUAAACUUAAUUCACAUUUAGUGCGCCUGGCAAUUAUGGCAACUGCUUUCUGAUGUUUUUGAACUAAAACAGUUAAACUUAAUUAAACCGAACAACUUUAUUCCAAGCCCUGUCUAUUUUAAUAAGAAAAAUCAGAUGGAUAUCCCCCUUCCCACAAAAAGCAUUCUGAUGUACUAAUAAAAAUCGGGAAGUCAAGAACCAUAGUCAUUCAACAAUCAUCUUCUGCUUGCACCAAUCACAUCCCUCCAUCCUUUCAAUUCCCAUUGCAGCAAAACACUCAAACAUUCCAUGACCAAUAAUUAAUAUCCACCUUGGCUUGAUUUGCAGACGGAAUCGGACACAGCUUCAGAAAUCAGCUUCCAGUUCAGCAGGCACAAGAAGACACCCAGUGUGGGGAGCCACUCCUCUGAUAUGGCCUCCGUCUCCUCGGUAAGCAGAGGCAGAUUUAGAGGAGCGUGAUUGAUUUGGCUGCACUGGGCGUGAAACCUCAGGGGUGCCGCAAUGUUGCAACUAUUAUUUAGAAUUGAAUGGGGGGGUCUAAUUCUGGCAUCACACAGGGGGCCGCUGAAAUUUAAGACCCCAAGGACCAAGAUCUGGACCAAGAUCAUCUAAUGAAAUUCACGGCUGAGAGAGGAUUUGAACCCUGGUGUCCCAGGUCCUAGUCUGAUACUCUAACCACUAUACCACACUGUCUCUUACUGUCAUUUGUUAAGAAUGCUGGGAAUUGUAGUUCUGUGGAGGGGGUAAACUACAGUUCCCAGGAUUCUUUGGGGGAAUCCAUGUGUUUUAAAAGAAUGUUGUGUACACAGACCAAGUUGGGUCAUUUCUCCACAUUAUAAAGCAAUCCUGAACCUAUAGACCUUCUAACAAUGAAUGAAUGAAUGUCUCUCUUGCACCUUGGACAGGUGAGUGGCAGUGUCCUGAGUGUCUACAGUGGUGAUUUUGGGAGUGUCGAUGCCCAGGGACACGUUCAGUUUGCCCUGGAUUAUGAUGAGAAGAACCGGGAAUUUCAAAUUUUCGUUUGUCAGUGCAAGGACCUGGCCAUUGUGGAUGAAAAGAAAGGAAGGACAGACCCGUAAGUGGAGAUUAAAAUGUUGAAGUAAUGUUGUAGCAAAGCAUACAUUUCAUAAGUGUUGCUGAGGCAUUCCAGCAGUUCCCCUUGGGGACCUGGUGCUAAAAUUCUAAACUCUGGAAUUGGGGUGGGGAGGGAAACGGCACUAUCACUUCCAAUUAAUUGUAAGAGUUUUUUAGGGCUGGAUUGGACAGUAUCGCUCCCUGGUCAGUCUCAUACAUAUGGAAGGGGACCAGAGCAUAGUGCUGACCUUGAUUCUGUUACAUGCCGGUCUCUGGCAUCCUUGGACAUCUGCUCAGGACCAUAAGAUUCAAAUGUUGCCUGUACAGUGGUGCCUCGCAAGACGAAAUUAAUCCGUUCCGCGAGUCUCUUCGUCUUGCGGUUUUUUCGUCUUGCGAAGCACGGCUAUUAGCGGCUUAGCGGCUAUUAACGGCUUAGCGGCUUUAAGAAAAAGGAAACAAACCCGCAAGAACUCGCAAGACGUUUCGUCUUGCGAAGCAAGCCCAUAGGGAAAUUCGUCUUGCGGAACGACUCAAAAAACGGAAAACUCUUUCGUCUAGCGAGUUUUUCGUCUUGCGAGGCAUUCGUCUUGCAGGGCACCACUGUACAAGUAAUAUCUAGUACACGUAGGAACAGCCUGCAUGGUCAGUUACCAGAGAUUAUCUGGGAAAUUUGCCAUGUGCAUUGGAUUUUCUACAUAUAGGUGAAAAAUUGCAGCCACAAAUGGACAUCCCAGGAGGGAAGUAAUCAAGCACUCAGAGUGUGCAUAGAGGGCAGGUGUGCUAUAAAGCCAUCUUCAGCCCCCUGUCCACAGAUGUUCAUAAAAUCAUAGAACUGUAGAGUUGGAAGGCUCCCCAGGGAUCAUAUGGUUCAACCCCCUGCAAUGCAGGAAGAUCAACUAAAGCAUCAAUGACAGAUGACCAUUCAGCCCCUGCUUAAAAACCUCCAGAGUCCACCACCUUCCAAGGGAGUCUGUUCCACUGCCAAACAGCUCUUCCCAUCAGAAAGUUCUUCUUGAUGUUUAGUUGGAAUCUACUUUCUUGUAACUGGAAGCAGUUGAUUGUUGGACUACAACUCUCGUCAUCCUCAGCCAGCUUAGAAAUUGUAGUCCAACAUAACAUCUGAGGAUCCGGACUGAAUAAUACUGUGCGUUUAGCUUUUCUCUAUGGCUGGUGGGCUGGGCUGAUGAGAGCUAGCACCCAAACCAGCCUUUAGCUGACUGAAUAGUCCAGCAAACUUUGCACAACUUUGCAAAUGAAACAUCCUUCAUUUUGAGAGGAAGAAUGCAAACGUUCCUUGUAAAAGAACACUCUAUUUCAUUGCCCUACCCCAGUAUAUAUCUCUUUUGCCACCUCUCUCCCAGGCAUACAAAAGGCUUUUGAUGUCUCUUGAGUUCUGGCAUGAACUGGUGUCUCCAGCCUGCUUACCUGCAGAUAUAUCCUUUUUCUGCCCGCCCCCUGCCAGUCACAAUCUCUGCCCAGCAGGUCACAGGCAACAGGAAGUCAUGGAGGACCUCAGAUGGGAGAUACGUCAGGAUCUUUAUCCACCAUGAAGUUCUAAUAAUAAUAAUAAAUUUUAUUUAUACCCCACCCUCCCCAGCCAAGACUGGGCUCAGGGCGGCUAACAACCAAUAAAAAACAAGUUGAUUGAAAUGCAACCUAAAAAACAAGAUUAAAAUACAACAUUAAAACAAUAAAUGCAGCCUCCUCACAAGAGGAGAAAGGAAAAAGAAAUAGGGGGAGGGAAUCAAAUUGACUCCAAGCCAAAGGCCUGGCGGAACAACUCUGCCUUACAGGCCCUGCGGAAAGAAAUCAGAUCCUGCAGUGCCCUGGUCUCAUGCGACAGAGUGUUCCACCAGGCCGGAGCCAGUGUUGAAAAGGCCCUGGCUCUGAUUGAGGCUAAUCUAACUUCCUUAGGGCCCGGGACCUCUAGGGUGUUGCUGUUUAUUGACCUUAGGGUCCUCUGUGGGGCAUACCAGGAGAGGCGGUCCUGUAGGUAUGAGGGUCCUAGGCCGUGAAGGGCUUUAUAGGUCAAAAGCAGCACCUUAAAUCUGACCCUGUACUACACCGGGAGCCAGUGCAGCUGGAAAAGCACUGGGUGAAUAUGCUCCCAUGGCAGAGACCCCAUGAGGAGCCUCACUGCAGCAUUCUGCACCGGCUGGAGUUUCUGGGAUCUUUAUCCACCAUGAAGUUCUCUCUUCCAAACUGUGCUGCAGGGCAUAUCAGGCUUCGCAGAUAAACUCCCUAACCCCCAAAUGAACAAAAAGGAAAAUAUACAUUCUCCUUUAAUACAGAACUGUCCAUAUAAAAGCAUAGCCCAUACAGACUGUCAAUAUCAGCAAAGUCCAGUUCCUUCACACCUUCCCAGUCCCAAUUAAACAUGAAAGUAAGAAUCACAAGCAUUCUUAUAAUAUGAGCACUCCUAGAUCAGGCAAAGGCCCGUCUAGUCCAGCACUCUGUUCUCACAGUAGCCAAACAGAUGCCUUUGGGGAACCUGCAAGCAGGACCUGAUUGCAACAGUACUGACUCCACUUGCAGUUUCCAGAAGCUGGUAUUCAGAGGCAUACUGCCUCUGACAGUGAGCAUAGCUGUCAUGGAUAGUAGUCAUUCACAGCCUUCUCCUCCAUGAAUUUAUUUAUUUACUUCAUUUAUUUUAAUUUCCUAAAGUUCAUAUUCUUGAUUGCAAAGAAGCCCUCAAAGCAAGUGGCUUACAAAAAGUACUAAAACAAUUGUUAUCAGUAACAACAGUUUAAAACAACCAUUUGCAACAUUUUUUAAAAAACAAGCUAAAAACAUACUAAAGCACAAGUCAACAUCUUGCCUAAGCAAAACUGUUUAUCACAGGCACCAUAAUGAAGGUGCCUGCCUGAUGUCAAAUAGACAGGGAGUUCCAAAGUCUGGAUGCCUCCACUCUAAAAAGUACCAAUUUCUUAGAAAUGUGCAUUGAGUAUUAUGACCGUAUUUUUCGCUCUACAAGACGCACCAGACCACAAGACGCACCUGGUUUAUGGAGGAGGAAAACCAGAAAAAAAAUAUUCUGAAUCUCAGAAGCCAGAACAGCAAGAGGGAUUGCUGCGCAGUGAAAGCAGCAAUCCCUUUUGCUGUUUUGGCUUCUGGGAUAGCUGCACAGCCUGCAUUCACUCCAUAAGACGCACACACAUUUCCCCUUACUUUUUAGGAGGGAAAAAGUGAGUCUUAUAGAGCUAAAAAUACAGUAUGUGGCACCUGUUAUACUGCCAGUUCUGCAGAUCCAAGUGGUUGAAUGGGUAUAUAUGGGGUCUUAUCCUCUUUUUAAGGGCAUUUAAAGGGCAUCCUCUUAUCCGCUUUUUAAGGGCAUUUAAGUUGGUGACCAACCCUACAUUUGUCCCUGGCUCCACCAGAUGAAUUGUAACUCAGCACAGACACCAUGUUGACAACCCAGCUGUUGCUGACUGUCAGGCAUGAUCCUGUCAGGCAUGAUCCUGUCAGGCAUGACUGUUUGUAUGCAAGAUCCUAACUGUGUUGAAUGUUAACUCGGUGGCUGCCUCUUCACAGGUACGUCAAAACCUACCUGCUUCCAGACAAAGCACGGAUGGGCAAGAGGAAGUCAUCUGUGAAGAGAAGAACUGUUAACCCCGUUUUCAAUGAGGUGUUGCAGGUAAGGAAUAAAUACCUAGGAAGGUUAGGAUUUGUGGCAAGGGAGGAGGUGGAAUCGAGGAUAUAAUUCUGAAUCCAAUCUCAGGCUCCCAUCACACUAGAGCUCAGGACCACUACUGAGAAUAUCCUGUAGAGGGCAUGGCUGGCUGCUGGCUGGGACCAUGAACAGGAAUUAAGAGGUGAUGAUACACAGCAGUAUUUAGUUUCAGGCCCCAUUUGUUGUUUUAUAAAACAAAUGUGUAGAAGUGUGAACUACAUGGGGCUACAUAAACAAAGUGUCUCCUCUUUUAAUUUAUUGUGAGCAAAAGCUGUGUUUAGCUUCAGUUGAAUGGGAUAACAAUGAUCCCUAUAUACCAGGGGUCAGCAAACUUUUCCACUGUCCCUCAGACCUUGUGGGGGGCUGGACUAUAUUUUGAAAAAAAUAAUGAACGAAUUCCUAUGCCCCACGAAUAACCCAGAGAUGCAUUUUAAAUAAAAGCACACAUUCUACUCAUAUAAAAACACCAGGCAGGUACCACAAAUAACCCAGAGAUGCAUUUUAAAUAAAAGGACACAUUCUACUCGUGUAAAAACGUGCUGAUUCCUGGACCAUCUGCGGGCUGGAUUUAGAAGGCGAUUGGGCCAGAUCUGGCCCCCGGGCCUUAGUUUGCCUACCCAUGAUAUACACAUAUGCAUCCUGUUCUUCUGUGAACUGUCUGGUGGUCUCCUAUCCAAGCGAUUAGCCAGCUCAGUGCUGCUUAAUUCCAUCAAUACUAUGCCCCCGCCCCCAGAACCCUCCCCUCAGCACUAUGAGAUGGUGACCAUUAAGAGAACAGAAGUAAAAACAAUGUGUGCAAAGUGAUAAAAGUCGUUUCUCCUUUCUCCUCAGUACAAAAUAGAGAAAAUGGUCCUGCUGAUUCAAAAACUAAACCUCUCCAUUUGGCACAAUGACCCUUUGGGACGCAAUAGUUUCCUGGGCGAGGUGGAAAUAGACCUUGCCAGCUGGGACUGGCAGAACAAUAAACUGAACUGGUAUACGCUCAAGCCACGGGUAAGUAUAGUUCAGCAGGGAUCUUGAUAAAUAUAGGUUCUUAUAUAGGGUGAAGGGCUUAAUCAUACAUUCACAUUUUUCUUUUAAGAAAACUUCAGUCAUUCACGCACACGCGCGCACACACACACAUUUCUGGAACGGAGCCAGUGUGCUGUAGUGGUUAGCAUGGAAGGGCUAGGACCUGGAUGACCAGGGUUGUAAUUCCCACUUGGCCAUGAAGCUCACUGGGUGACCUUGGGCCUGCCACUGCCUCUCGGCCUAACCCACCUCACAGAGUUGCUGUGAGGAUUAAAUAAAAAGGGGGAGAUCCAUGUGCAGUACGUCACUUUGAGUUCCUUGGAGAACAAGGUGGGGUAUAAAAGGGGUGGGGUGUUGCCUAGCAACCAGUUAGAAUGGCAUGAUCCUUGCUGAGGUAACUCAUGCUCUGAUUGGCUAUGUAGCUCUGAGGGAGUUAUCCUCAGUAUGUAUUGUGGAAUUUCUUAAGGCCAGUUCUAAGAAAGGCAAACUCAUUUCUCCUCAAACUAUAUACUCUUGUCCAGCUUACCUUAGAUCAACAAGGAGAAUUUCAACAUAAUUUUAAGCAAAGAUCUCCUUUAGUGCAGCAUUUCUACUUGCCUACUGUCCUUUCCUCCCCUCAUGCGCUAUUCUGGUGGCUUUACUGAUCCUCCUGAGCCAAUUUGGGGACAACCCAAAGCCCUGUUGUGCUAGCAGAAGUUCUUGUGCAGGCUUCCAAUGGUGGGAACAGUUAGUCAAACCUGACCCUGUUUUCAUUCUCUCUCUGGACUUUGUCUAUGUUCUUCAAGUGCUAGCAUCGUUCCCCUACACACACACACACACACACACACACACACACCCUGCCUUUCUGCUUCCACUCCUGAUCACAGCCUGCCAGGGCUGCAUUUCAUUUAAAAACUACUCUCAACUGCCAUGGAAAAGAGAUCAGCAUUGCCCCUCACAUCUAGUUUUGCCCAGAGGCAAUUUUGCUGAUUUUGAUGGAGAGAAAUUUGAUUGAAUUUUCAGCAUAGGUUUUCUGAUCACCAGCUGAUUUGAAAUCCCUCGCUGUGGUUUUCUGCACACCAUGCUUCUCACAGUCCUUUCUCUUUCAGAUCCUCCCAGCCAUCAAUCAUGUCGACCAUCGGGGUGUGAUGAACCUGUCCAUCAAGUAUAUCCCACCAAGCAGUCUAGGUAAAAACCACAACAGUGAAGAUUUCAGAAAGCGUCUCCAUGUUACUACAGGGUUGGGUACCGUGCACCACCCAUUCUCAUUAUUAUAUAUUGUUGGGAAUCAGAAUGGAUUCCCCGCCCCUGCAAGCCACACUACAUAUAUCAGGGCUUCCCAAACUGUGUUCCAUGGACCACCAGUGGUCCUUGAGCUUCAUUCAGGUGUUUCACAGCGUGCCAAAUAUUCAUUUUGAUUUUUUAUCUGCUUUUAUUUCUUACAUACUUUAUUUUAUCAUACUGCAAUUUGAAUUCUUUGGAACGCAAGUUGUACUAAAAUGUCACCCUGGGACAGUGUGUGGAGGGAGAAAAGCUGAUGACUGAAAUUGAAUCCCUAAGGAUCUCAAAAGAGAGAAGAGAAUUUUAGAAUUCUCCCCGCAGCCCAACAGCACUAAAUAUUGGACAAUUAGGAAGAAUAGUUGGACCACCUGAGAACAGAAUCAUAAAGACCUAUGGGGUCCUUUCAUGCUGAGGUCUAUGUUGUUCUCCCCUCUUAAUUUUCAUAACAGGCCUGUAAGGUAGGUUAGGCUGAGAGGGAAUGGCUGGCUCAUGAUCACCAGCAAAGCAAUCCUAUGCAUGUGAAGUCAGAAGUAAGCUUCAUGGUAUGGAAUGGGCUACCUUGCAAGUUUGUCAUAGCAAACUUCUUUUCUCUUCAGCACAUGGGGUGAAAGAGCUGUGGCUCAAUGGGAUGAGGGCCAUAGCUCAGUGGUUUGCAUGGAAAAGGUCUCAGAUUCAGCCAAUUUCAUCUCAAGAUAAGGCUACAGAAGACCUCAAAGCCGCUGUUGGUCAGAGUAGACAGUACUGGGAUAGAUGAACCAAUGUUCUAACUCAGUCUAAGUCAGCUUCCUAUGCAGGGCCAGCUCUACCAUUAAGCAGUGAGAGAACCCCCUCAGAUGGCAUGUUCUGGUGGUUAGCAGCAGCCUCCUAGCUGUACACAACUGUCUCUGCGAGUUAGAGUUGGCUGGGAGACAGCGACUGAGCCCAGGUCACCCAACGAGCUUCAUGGUUGAGUGGGGGUUUGAUAUAUCCUUGUCAUAGGAACAUAAAGAGCUGUCAGACCAUUGGUCUCUCUAGCCCACUGUUGUCCACAGUGACUGGCAGUGGCUCGCCACGAUUUAAGGCUGUGGUCUUCUCUCACCACUGUACUUGGAGCUGCUGGGGAUUGAACCUGGGACCUUCUGCAUGCAAAACAGAUGCUCUGCCACUGAGCUACAGUAUUCCCUAUACUUAAUGGCACCUUUCCUAGGCCCUGUCCACCAUCAAGUCCAAUGUUCUGGCUGCUCCACCACAUUUCACUCUCUGUUUAGACUUGUUUUAUUAUAACUAUGAAUUGGUGGCACUUGCAAACUUAAAAGUUUAAGGAUUUCAAUGCCUACUUCAUGGCAGGUCCAUUAACUCCUCCAACUGGAGAGGUCCAUAUCUGGGUGAAAGACGCUAAAGACCUCCCACAGUUACGUCCUUCUGGAGUGGAUUCCUUUGUGAAAUGGUAUGUAUGUCAUUUGCUGUGCAUGUGCGCACACAGAGAGAGAGAGAUGUAUUUGCAGUUAACAUAAAUUCCUUUUCUGACCAGGGACAUCUAUAAUCCCAGUGCAGAAUUAGUCAUAUUAGGAAGAUGCAACCCCUUAAGUAAUAUUUAAAUGUGGACUGAGACAGAGCCAGUGCUGAUUGGUUCUCAUUGGGCAGAAGGCAGGGAGACCUACCGUAGGUGGCAGCAGAGCUAAAGACAGGCAGGGUCAACUAAUUCAAGUUUUGUCCCCAUCCUCAUGCCUGCUGAGUUCUGCAAGGGCAACCGGGCGAUUAAAGAGGGGGAACCUGGCAGGCAGUGCCACCCCCUGGACUGUUUUGCAUGCAAGAAGCAGGUGGGAGCCAGCCAAGCUUAGAAUGAGGUUGGAGGGGGCACCAAAUGGGCCAGCCUCCAUUGGAUAGAGCUGAGAAUAAGGAGGCCCAUGGUUUGAAGCUCCCCUCCACUGUGGACUCGCUUGAUGGCUUUAGGUAACCCCCCUCUCUCAGCCUCAGUAGUUUCCUUCCCCCCCAUUACAUUAUGGGGGAUAUUAAUAUCCCUUACAGCGUUGUGUUGCAAAGAUUACAGGAAGAUUAGGGACUGGAAUCUGGUGGCCCUCAACCUAAUCUCAUGUGGCCACUAAUUCCACUCAGGUGAAGGGAAGCCCAGAGAGGGAAAAGGAGGGGAGCCAAAAUGGAUGGAGUGAUGGAAUGAACAGAGGGGGAAAGCCCUCUGCAAGCAAUUGGUCCAGGUCAUGGACUAGAGUAAACAGUCCAUCCCAUAGCAGCCUACUGGGUGGCAAGGGACAGGGAGAGGUAAAGCGAAGCCAGAGAGUUGGGCUAGAGUGCUGGGGCACAGGCAUCGCUCUCUUUUGGCUCUGGCUUUACCCACCACUGUCAUGUGGGCCCUGAGGAAAUGCAGUCCUUCUCACAAUACCCUUCUCCUGAAGUUCAUUCCAUAGCUCAGUUGGUAGAGCAUGAGACUCUAAAUCUCAAGCUCACGAGUUCAAGCCCCACGUUGGACAGAAAGAUUGCUGCAUUGCAGGGUGUUGGACUUAGACCUCAGGGUCCCUUCAGGCUCUACAAUUCAAAAUUUUUAAUUGAUUUUCACAAAAUUAAAAACACACUAACAAAUAAACAGACAAACAUAAAUCAUAAGCUUAUUAAAACUAAUCUCCUUAACAUUGUUAAGUGACUUCCUCGUAUUCCCCCUAGUUGAAUUUCAGUGCAUAUCAUUUUAACGGUUUUCCAAAUCAAAGUUCUUAUAAUUUUAACUUAAUCACUUAACAUCACUCUUUCUUACCAAUUCAGCAUUAAACAUAGUAAUUAUCAAGCUCUACAAUUCUAUGGACUAUGCAGGCGAUAUACUUUGAACUAUUGAAAUAACUAUUCCAGUGUUAAGUAGUACGCAGCAUCAUCACACAGGGUGUUCAGAAUGACAGCAGCAUCUUCCUUGCUGCAGUUUCACUGCCCCUUGCCAAGGCAAGGCAAGUUUGGGGGAGCUCCAAGUUGAUGGCACUGCUGCCCUUCUGGUCCUCCUGACCUCACCGCCCCCCAUCUUAUCCCGCCCCACCCUGGUCACAACAAAUGCAGCUAUACCACUAGGAGGGUCAACCUACUUCUGCUGCUCUGCCCCCUUACCCUCAGAUUCCACUGCUGGUGUAAUUACUAUUAUUGUUAUUAUUUGUUUGCAGGAGAGGGGGUUGGUAUUUGAAGGAACAUGCAAAUAAAGAACUGUUGGCAUAUAUAACAUGAAACACUGCUUCUUUUUAAGCUACAUCCUUCCAGACACCAGUAAGAAGAGUUAUCAGAAAACCAGAAUUAUCAAGAGAGAUUCAAACCCUGUCUUCAAUCACACCAUUGUGUAUGAUGGAUUUCACACAGAAGAUCUGAAGGAUGCUUGUGUGGAGCUGACCGUCUGGGAUCAUGAAAAGCUGACCAAUCACUUCCUUGGUGGCAUCCGACUGGGAGUAGGGACAGGUAAGUGGGUCACCUGCUCUCAUCCUUUGAUUUUCAUUUAUGGGAACAUGGAACACAGUCUGUCAUCAAGUAAUUACUACGACUACAAAGAGCUGGCAUCAGAAUGUUAGACCUGGACUGUAUUUAAAUAAGAAAGAAUGUGUGUGUGCUGCGAAGGCUUUUCUUCAAGAGGAGGGCUUGGCUGAAAAGUAGGUUUUGUUUUGUUUUUCAAUUUUUUUUAUUAAUUUUCCACAUUUUUAAACAAACCAACCAACACACAUCAUCACUGGACUUGGUCCAAUGUUAAUAUCAUAGUUAAAUGACUUCCUUAAAUUCCCUUGACUGAAUAUCAUUGUAACGGUUUUCCAAAAUAGUAUCUCAUAAAAUUUACUUAAUCCUCUUAACAUCUUUAUCUAAUUUUCAUCUUAACUUUAAACAUAAUGUUUUAUAAUUUCACAUAUUUAUAUCCUUAGCCUAUCUGUUAUUUUGCAAGUAUUUCUAUUUAAUUUAUCUUAGCAUAUUUGAAUAAAUAGUCUUUAAAUUUCUUCCAUUCUUCCUGGUAUUCCUCCUCCUUCUGGUCACGGAUUCUUCCAGUCAGGUCAGCUAGCUCCGAAAAGUCCAUCAUCUUCAUCUGCCAUUCCUCCACUGUUGGUAUUUCUUGUGUUUUCCAAUUCUUAGCUAAUAAAAAUCGAGCUGCAGUUGUGGCAUACAAAAACAAUCUAACAUCUUUCUUGGGCAAUUCCAAACCUGUUAUUCCAAGAAGAAAGGCCUCUGGUUUCUUAAGAAAUGCGUAUUUCAACAUUUUUUUCCAGCUCAUUAUAAAUCUUCUCUCAGAAGUCUUUUACCUUGGAACAGGUCCACCACAUAUGGUAAAAGGUACCCUCCUUUUCUUUACAUUUCCAGCAUAGAUUAUCACUGUUGUGAUAAAUCUUUGCUAGCUUUACAGGGGUCAACACCAUCUAUACAUCAUUUUCAUUAUAUUUUCCUUUAACAUUGGACAUGCAGUGAACUUGACCCCUUUCCUCCACAACCUUUCCCAAUCUUCAAACAUUAUGUUAUGUCCCACAUCUCUUGCCCAAUCUAUCAUCAUGGAUUUAACUUGUUCAUCCUUUGUAUGCCACUCCAACAGUAAAUUAUACAUUUUAGACAAAUUUUUAACUUUAACAUCUAACAACUCCGUUUCCAAUUUAGUUUUUUCCAAAGCAAAACCAUUUUUCUUAUCUAUUUUGUACAAUUCAUUAAUCUGGUAGUAAUGUAACCAAUUUAUUUUAUCUUUAAUUUGACCAAGUGGUUUUAAUUUAAAUCCUUCAUUAUCUUCUAGUAACAAAUCUGAAUAUCUCAACCACUAGGUUUCCAUGUUUGACUUUUUCUGAGCCUUUGCCUCCAUUGGCGAAAGCUAUCUGGGUGUUUUCCUUUCUAAAAGAUCUUUGUAUUUAAUCCAAACAUUAAAUAGAGAUUUCCUAAUUACAUGAUUUUUAGAAGCAUUAUGGGCCUUUACUUUAUCAUACCAUAAAUAUGCAAGCCAUCCAAACACAUUGUCAAAUCCCUCCAAAUCUAAAACAUCAGUAUCUUCUAGUUGUAUCCAUUCCUUAAUCCAGCAAAACUCUGCUUCUUCAAAAUAGAUCUUCAAAUCUGGCAGGGAAAGUCCCCCUCUUUCUUUGGAAUCUGUUAGUAAUUUCUAUUUAAUUCUGGGUUUUUUCCCCUGCCAGAUAAAUCUAGAUAAAGCUUUCUGCCAUUCUUUAAAAUAUUUCAUAUUGUCAGUAAUUGGGAGGGCUUGAAACAAAAACAACAUCUUUGGCAAUACAUUCAUCUUAACUACAGAUAUCCUGCCCAUUAAUAACAAUUUCAAAUUCGACCAAAUCUCCAAAUCUCUCUUAAUUUCAUUCCAUAAUUUCUCAUAAUUAUCUUUAUAUAAAUUCAAAUUUUUCACUGGCAAAUUAACCCCGAGAUAUUUAACUUUUUUCACAAAGACUAGGCCCGUCUUUUCUUGUAAUAACUUCCUUUCCUCAUUGUCCAGAUUUUUCUCUAAGACUUUGGUUUUGCUCUUAUUUAACUUAAAUCCUGCUACCUGCCCAAACUCCUGUAUCAUCUCCAGUGCUUUUACUGCACUGGAAUCUGGUUCUUGAAGUGUCAAUACCAAAUCAGCAAAGGUUUUUAAUUUGUAUUGUUUGGAUCCUACUACUAUACCUUUGAUUUUUUUCUUUCUUUUCUUAAAUAAGAAAGAAAAUGUGUGUGUGCUGGGAAGGCUUUUCUUCAAAGAGAGGGCUUAGCUGAAAAGUAGGUUUUUUUGUAAGAUUCAGUUGACUUCCAGAUUUUGGCGGUUGUGGGGGGGGACUUAAUUUGAAAGCUAGUGGUUGCAGUGGGUUGCUUUUGUUCUAUUUUUUACUUAUUUGAUUGUCCCUGCAAAGGAUAAGUCUCAGAUAAAUUGGAGUCUGGCAUCCCAUCCAGAAGCUCUCUCUCCAUCUAAACUUGUAAACCUGUUACAGUUUACUUUCCCUUUAAGAAGGUUCAGCAGCUUUUAGCAACCUACUUUCCUUUGAAGCUCCAAGUCUGCCUUGGGGUUUUAGAAGAGACCUGGAGAGGCUGUUAACCCUAAUGGAAGUCCCAGCCCAUUCUCAUCACCAAUAACUUAAUUUUCAAAUAAUACUGUUAAAGAAAAUAAAAUUACUUAUUGGUGGCCAUCACUGCCUCCAGUUCCAUAGUUUGACUACAUAUUACGUGAAGAGCAUGUCCUGAAUCUUCCAACAUUCAGCUCCAUUGGUUUUCAAUGAGUUCUUGUGUUGAGAGAGAGAGAGGAAGUUUUUCUCUAUCUACUUCCUCCAUGAUGUUCAUAAUGUAAUUGCUCCUUAGGUAUAUAACAGUCCUGCAGAGAAUGCAGGAGACUCAGAAAAGAAACAGUUUAGCAUAGGACAGCCCCUUCCUGCAAUUAUUUCUACAGUGAUUCACCACAUCUUUCUUUCCCCCACCCCCCAAAAAAGGUAUUAGCUACGGGUUUCGUGUUAAUUGGAUGGAUUCCACACAAGAGGAGGUGGUCUUUUGGCGGGAAAUGAUGACGACACCAAAUGAAUGGAUUGAAGGAUCAAUGCCUUUGCGCUCCUUGGCAGGGAAAAAGAAGUAUAAAUGA